Molecule: messenger RNA, 486 nt
Organism: Vanrija pseudolonga
Lineage: Eukaryota; Fungi; Basidiomycota; Tremellomycetes; Trichosporonales; Trichosporonaceae
Exons: 2
Coding region: 1-486 (161 amino acids)
Source: RefSeq, a predicted model, not a curated record
AUGCUUUUCACCACUCUCCUCGCCCUUUCUGUUACCCCCGCUACCGUCCUCGCCGCGUGGGGUGAUGCGUGCAGCAUUACCCUCAGUGGUGGCGGCAGCGGCUACGACAUCGGCCUCUAUGGUUCGUUCCCCGACGUGUCUCCGCUGACGCCAGGUACCUGCGUCUGGACCUCCGAGUGCCACCUAGACGAUGGCACCCCCGGUAUAUACAGGCCUGGGGGCUGCCCCAACGACCCCGCCGAUGUCCAGUGCUGCUGGACGCGAAACUGCCUGACGGUCGAAGCGAACCGCUGCCCCGGCGAUGAGACCAUCAUGUGUGCGGUCUACUCCAACGAGUGCUGGAAAGUCGACACGGGCAGGUGCCCUGGCGGGUGGAACGAACGCUUCGGUCUCUACAAGUACACUGAGAAUGGUGUCGUCCGUAAAUGCGACCCUCCUGCUGUGCUCCCGGUCCGCAUCCCCGGAUCGCUUGGCCACACGCUGUAA